AUGGAAGUGAGCAAUAACAGCAGAGUCGAAGAAUUCAUUCUCCUUGGGUUUCCUGCUACUCCUCACUUGCAGAUCCUCUUCUUUGCAUUGUUUCUCAUGGCCUAUGUCAUAGUUCUAGCAGAAAACACUGUCAUCAUCCUGGCUAUCUGGACAAGCUAUAGCCUCCACACUCCCAUGUACUUCUUUCUGAGCAAUUUGUCCUUCCUGGAAAUCUGGUACGUAACGGUAACAGUCCCCAGGACAAUGCUCAGCUUCGUGUCCCAAAGAAAACACAUCUCCUUCGUGGGAUGCAUGACCCAGUUGUAUUUCUUUCUUGGCUUGGGCAACACCGAGUGCCUUCUGCUGGCAGUCAUGGCCUAUGAUCGUUACGUUGCUAUUUGUAAGCCUUUCCAUUACUCCGUGAUUAUAAGCCACUCUGUCUGCGUCUACCUUACCACAGGAUCUUGGUUGUCUGGGUUUUUCAUUUCUGCGUGCAAGGUGUAUUUUAUCUCUCAGAUAACAUACUGUGGACCCAAUAUAAUCCAUCACUUCUUCUGUGAUGUUUCUCCUCUCUUGAACUUAGCCUGCACAGACACGGAAAGAGCUGCCCAUAUCGAUUUUGUGGCUGCCCUAUUUAUUCUCCUGAUCCCUCUGCUUGUAGUAAUCCUAUCUUAUGCAUAUAUAAUCUUCACCGUCCUUCACAUUUCCUCUGUACGAACCUGCCAAAAAGCCUUCUCCACCUGUGCCACUCACCUUAUCGUGGUCAUUGUCUUCUAUGCCACAAGCAUUUUCAUCUACGUGAGGCCCAAAGCACUUCCAGACCACAACGCAAACACAAUUGUGUCCACUUUCUACGCUGUCGUCGUUCCUGUCUUCAAUCCCAUCAUAUACUGCCUGAGGAACCAGGAAAUCAAGGAUGCGCUAAGAAAGACCUUGCUCAGCAAAAGGUUUUCUUUGCAGAAACGUCAGCAUUUGUAG
Messenger RNA from Nothoprocta perdicaria, 957 nucleotides. Its product is annotated as olfactory receptor 6A2-like. Gene Ontology annotation, molecular function: olfactory receptor activity; G protein-coupled receptor activity. The record is from RefSeq and is a predicted model, not a curated record. Gene Ontology annotation, cellular component: membrane. Lineage: Eukaryota; Metazoa; Chordata; Aves; Tinamiformes; Tinamidae. The transcript has a single exon. Gene Ontology annotation, biological process: G protein-coupled receptor signaling pathway. The coding region runs from base 1 to 957 and encodes 318 amino acids.